Molecule: messenger RNA, 3380 nt
Organism: Lineus longissimus
Lineage: Eukaryota; Metazoa; Nemertea; Pilidiophora; Heteronemertea; Lineidae
Product: WD repeat-containing protein 36-like
Exons: 19
Coding region: 56-2737 (893 amino acids)
Biological process (GO): rRNA processing
Cellular component (GO): Pwp2p-containing subcomplex of 90S preribosome; small-subunit processome
Molecular function (GO): protein binding
Source: RefSeq, a predicted model, not a curated record
GCAGCGCCCAUAUCAAAAUAAGCCCACGUGCAAAUUUCUCUUUUUCUUUUGAAAUAUGCCAUUAUCUAGCAAAAUAUUCAGUGGCUUCAGAGCUCUGGGUUUUUGUAGCAAUCAUGUUCCCCUCUGUGUUCGAUAUCAUAGCAAGCACCAGGACAAUUAUGUUGUUACAUGCGUUGGAAAGGCGUUUCACACUUACAAUUGCUCGAAACUCGGGAUUGUUAGUGUCAGUAACAGUCAUCCAGAAGAUAUCAGUUGCCUAGCUACAGAUGCUUUAUUGGUUUUCACUGCCUGUAAAAAUGUUGUCCGGGCCUUUGCAAGGGGAAGACAGGUUGUCCACACCUAUGAAGGUCACGAGAAAGAUGUCCAUCUUCUUCUGCCGUUUGGUAAUCAUCUGAUCUCAGUCGAUGAAGAUAGCUGUUUGAAGAUAUGGGAUAUUAGGUCUGAAGAGCUUUACUUGGAAAUAGCCUUCAAUAACGAAAGUUUUGAGAUUACAUCCGUUGUCCACCCCAGUACCUACUUGAAUAAGAUUGUCAUUGGUAGUCGGCAGGGGUCAAUGCAGCUAUGGAACAUCAAGACAAACAAGCAGAUAUUCACGUUCCCUGGAUGGGGGCAGGCGAUAACAGUCAUGGAACAGGCCCCAGCUAUAGAUGUGAUGGCCAUUGGUUUAGCAGACGGACAAAUCAUCCUUCAUAAUCUUAAGUUUGACGAGACGCUCAUGAAGUUUACGCAAGACUGGGGACCAGUGACGACUAUUGCAUUUAGAACAGAUGGCGAACCAAUCAUGGCAACAGGAAGUGCCCCUGGACACAUUGCAUUGUGGAACCUUGAGAAACGGCGUCUGCUGUGUCAGAUGAGGGAGUCGCACAGUGGCGCCGUCACUGGGAUGAAAUGUCUGCCAUCUGAGCCGCUCAUGGUCACGUCUUCGUCGGAUAAUUCGAUCAAGAUUUGGAUCUUUGACAAACCUGAUGGCGCCGGGCGUCUGCUCAGAGAACGGUCUGGACAUGGUGCGCCCCCAAACAAGAUACGUUUCCAUGGCAACAGCGGAAAAACUAUUCUGAGCGCAGCUCAAGACAGUACCUUGAGAUCCUUUUCAACAGUCCAUGAGAGACUGAACAGGAGUUUAGGCCGAGCUUCUUUCAACAAGGCAAAAUCCAAGAAAACGGGAUUGAAAUUGGACCAGCAUAUGAUGCCUCCCAUUACUGACUUUGCCUCAGAGAUGAGUCGCCAGAGUGACUGGGACUGCAUCAUUGCCACACAUCGCGGAUUACGCGUGUCAACGACGUGGAACUACGACAGAUCAACCAUGGGCAAAUACAAACCGGAACACGACAGGUUUUCACAGUCUAGGGAAUAUAAUAAAGUGGUAGCACGGUGUGUGACGAUAACAUCAUGUGGGAACUUCGGCCUGAUAGGCUACAGCUCCGGCCACGUCGACACCUACAACAUGCAGUCGGGAUUAUAUCGAGGAUCAUACGGCAAACCUACAGCGCAUAGUUCCAGUGUUCGAGGUCUAGCUGUGGACGGCCUGAAUCAAGUCACAGUCACCGCCGGCGCAGACAAACUGGUCAAGUUUUGGAAGUUCAAGAAGAAAGAGUUCUUAUCUGAGAUAAAGAUGGAAGACCAGAUUUCUCAGGUUCUUGCACACAGAGAGAGCUCCAUGUUGGCUGUAGCCUUGGACGACUUUUCAGUCGCCCUUAUUGACAUCGACACCAGGAAUAGGGUGCGAGGAUUUAGCGGACAUAGUAACCGCAUCACUGAUAUGGCAUUUAGCCCAGAUUCAAGAUGGCUGAUUACAUCGUCCAUGGAUGCGACUGUCAGGACGUGGGAUGUCCCCACCGGGAGGUUAAUCGACUGUUUCAUGGUGGAUGCCGCUGUGACAAGUAUGGCCAUGUCCUCCUCUGGCGAAUUCCUUGCCACCACACACGUUGAUGACCUCGGCAUAUACUUGUGGUCAAACAACACUCUCUAUAGCCACGUUGCGCUACGACCUCUGCCGUCUGAUUAUGAACCAGAGGUCGUGACGAUGCCUACCACAAGACGGAAACAACAGAAGGUUGAAGGUGAGGAAGAUGGUGAUGAUGCAGAUGAAGAGGAAUUCUCAGACUUCAAAUCUCCAGAACAGAUAUCUGACGAGCUUGUCACGCUAUCUUUGCUACCAAAUUCAAGAUGGCAGAAUUUGCUCAACUUAGACGUGAUCAAGGCACGAAAUAAACCCAAAGAGCCUCCUAAGGUUCCAAAGGCUGCUCCAUUCUUCCUACCAACCAUAGCCGGACUGGAACCAAAGUUUGCCAAACCGGUCGAGACGACAGAUGAGACUCCGUCAAGAGUGUUACCGACCAACCUGAUGUCUUACACAGAUUUGGGAAAACUACUCCAUGGUGCUGACAAACCUGAGGAUUAUGAGGCAGUCUUGAAUAAGCUGAAGGAAUGUGGACCGUCCAUGAUCGAUAUGGAAAUACGCUCACUCUCCCCAGAAGGCGGCGGCUCGGUUCAUCUCAUGAGCCAGUUCAUGAAACUCAUUGAAUACGUUUUAUCAACAAACAAAAAUUUUGAGCUAGCACAAGCCUAUGUUGGAUUAUUCUUGAAGGUCCACACCGAACUGAUCGCAGCAGAGCCUGACCUACUUGAGAUGGCUCGGAAAUUGAGUGGAAGUCAGCUUUCCGCUUGGACGAAUCUACAAAACACGUUUAACCAGACAUUGUGCCUAAUAAACUAUCUGAAAAGUGCUACUGUAUGAUAGUGCACAGCUGCUUCAAAAACGGUCUGAAAAGUGCUUGUGUAGGAUAUUAUCAAGUGCUUCAUAAACUGUCUGAAAAGUGCUACUGAAUGAUAGUGUCAAGUGCUUGGGACGUUUUGAAUACUGCCUUUCGAAGAUGAUGCAAGACAUGUAAAUGACUUCGAUCAGUUUAACAAACACCUUCACAGAAUAGGCUUACAAGAAUCUGCUUAAUAUGACUGUUGAGCUGGAGCCCAAGCUCAUGUGCUUCAGCCCUGCUCCCUCAUAAAGGGAGGAAUACUGGCCAAAGGACACCACACUGACCACAAAGCUCUUGUGCUCAGUGGCGGAACUCUCUAGGACAGCAGACAGUGUUACCAAAAAUGGACGGACUGCCUGGGGUGCGUCUCAAUAAAGCCGGACACAGAAGAAGAAGAUCAAAUUUACACUCAAAAGCAAAGUUUACCUAAAAGUCACUUAUGAUUCUUUCACAUGGCAAAUAAUUUUACAAAUUGAUGACUGAAUGUAGCCUACUCUUCGGAAAUGGCAUUUGCACAAUUUAGAAGACAUGUUAGCUCUGUACAUACUGCUGGAUGUAAUUUUUGAAUGAGUUAUUGACCUUAUAUCAAUGCAGUCAGUUUGAUUUACACCAGAAAUAAAAUAU